AUGAUGGAGAAUUAUAUUGAUUACAUUCCGAGAGGUGCUGUUAGUAUCCAUCGGUUGGCGUCUGCUGCUCCUCAGUUUCAGUUCAAUGACGCACAGGGAUGCCCACGAGUUCGCUUAUGGGUCAACUCGAGACCCACGGAGACGAAGGAACACAAGGGUCUGUGUCUACAUUCGGGCAGAACCGAAGGCGAAUAUCGCUGGUUCAAUCCCAAUGACCACAGAGUAAGCUACCUUGUAGACGAGACGGAGGAUCCAAGCACAGUGACGAGGAAUCCGGAGCCAGGUUCCACACAUUCCAGUAGUCGGCCAACUUUCUGGAAUCGGCAAAUCUCCGGAAAGUCACAGUCAUGGCACCAAGCAGCCUUCGGAGGUUCGCAGUUUCAACGAACCAACAAUUCUUGGAACUCGCGCAGUAUCCCUGAUCGAGACGCUUAUUCUUCCGCAAACUUUCCAAAACGAGCUCAAUUCUCAGGCGAAAUCUUCGGCGGCAUCAUUGAUGGCGUUGGUGUGACCACCUUCCAGACAGUCAUGAUGACGAGGUGUCGAAGGAGGGAAUUUCGGAGGCACCAAGCGUUAGACAGCAACAGACUCAACAGGUGUGACCAUCUCAAAAGUCAGUUUGACAAGAUGGCAUACGGAGUAGCUGUCAUUUUGGCUGGAAUCUUUGCAGUCAUUUCAAGGGAUAAAUGGGUCGAGACAGUGCUGCUAGUCAUCAUCGCCUCAGCGUCGGCUGCUCCUCAGUUUCAGUUCAAUGGCGCGCAGGUGAUGCCUUACGAGUUCGCUUACGGCGUCAACGUCGAGACCACAGGAGACGUGAAGGAACACAAGGAGUCUGUGUCUCCUUCGGGCAGAACCGAAGGCGAAUAUCGCUGGCUUCAACCCAAUGGACUUUACAGAGUAACGCGAUACUUCGUAGACGGAGACGGAGGAUACCAAGCCACAGUGAGCGAGGAACCCGGAGACCAGGUGUCCAACUAUUACUUCAGUAGUCUGGCCAACGUCGGCUCCUCCACCAAUACACAGCUGUCACAGCAGGGCUUCAGCAGCUCACAGUCGUAGAGCGGUGCAGCAUUCACUGGUUCCCAGUUUUCAAACAACCAGCAAGCGUUUGGCACUUCACAGUUUUCUGGGAAUCGGCAAAUCUUCGGAAAUUCACAGUCAUCAGCAAACCAAGCAGCCUUCGGAGGUUCGCAGUUUUCAACGAACCAACAAUUCUUUGGAAACUCGCAGUCUUCCCUUGAUCAGAACCGCUUCUCUUCGCAAACUUUCCAAAACCAGCUCAAUUCUCAGACUGGAAACUUCGGCAGCAGCAUCAUUGAUGGCGGUGUGAUCAAUGGCGGCAUCAUUGACGGAGUCAUUGACGGGGGCGUCAUCAACGGAGGGAAUUUCGGAGGCACCAACGCUUUCAGUAACAGCAACAGCUUCAAUCAGGGUGUGACCACCUUCCAGACGUCAGUAGCUGACAGGAGCGACAUUAACCGAGGUGUAGCUGUCAUUCUGGCUGGCAACUCUUUGCGUGACUCUUUCAGGGGGUGAAAUGGGUCAGAGUUUUCUCAUUGUGUUGAAUGAUCAGAAAAGAUAUGUAUCUACUUUGCAUUAUGUUUUUAUUAUAUACUGAUAUAUUAACGUUUUAUAGUACCUUGUUAUGAGUUAGCAGAAAAGGAAUAAAGUAUAGAGAAAGAUU
Molecule: messenger RNA, 1684 nt
Organism: Penaeus monodon (black tiger shrimp)
Lineage: Eukaryota; Metazoa; Arthropoda; Malacostraca; Decapoda; Penaeidae
Cellular component (GO): extracellular matrix
Source: RefSeq, a predicted model, not a curated record